Drosophila elegans is the source of this 908-nucleotide messenger RNA. RefSeq names its product serine protease grass-like. The coding region runs from base 26 to 877 and encodes 283 amino acids. Lineage: Eukaryota; Metazoa; Arthropoda; Insecta; Diptera; Drosophilidae. Gene Ontology annotation, molecular function: serine-type endopeptidase activity. Gene Ontology annotation, biological process: proteolysis. The record is from RefSeq and is a predicted model, not a curated record. The transcript is spliced from 4 exons.
UUCAGUUGCAUUUGAAAGCUUCAAGAUGAAGCAGACUUCGAGUGUUGUUCUACUAGUUUUUUUGAUUCUUGGAAGCCGUGAUUUUACGGGAUUAUCUUAUCUUCUGGACAAUAACUGCGGACAAUCGAAGUAUACAAACCGAAUAAGUGGAGGCAUUAAUGCUGAUUUGAAUGCGGUUCCUUGGAUGGCAUAUUUUCAUGCGAACGGAAAGUUUUUCUGUGGCGGCUCGCUUGUAAACCAUUGGUUUGUCUUGACGGCUGCGCAUUGCUUUAAGCAGAAUGAUUUUACAAUAUAUGUUCGAUUGGGCGAGAAUGAUGCGAGUCAAUUUUUUGAUUGCGAUGAAUUUGAAUGUGCUCCACUUCAUUCAGAAUUUUGGGUGGUGAAAAAGUUUCUGUACCCCUACUUUAAAACAGCACACUAUUAUGAUGUGGCACUGGUGAAACUUAACCAGUUUGUUAAAUACUCAAAAAACAUCCAGCCGGUUUGCGUGAUAUUGGACUGGCGAUGGCAGGGAUACGUUGACUCCAUUCAAAACCUCAUGGUAACCGGUUGGGGCGCAAAAUAUAUCACUGAAAAAAGCGACAAACUGCAGCUUGCUAAGCUUCCUCAGGUUGACCGCUUGACUUGUCGCUCCAGAUUUGGAUAUAACGUUGACCGGACCCAUAUUUGUGCCGGCGAUGGUGGUCACUACGUGGGCAAGGGCGACUCUGGCGGUCCUUUGGGAGCAAUGGUUAACUUUGGUCUAUAUAGGGCAUUUGUUCAGUUCGGAAUAGUCAGCCAUCUUCGACACCCCUUCUAUGGCGUCUCAGUAUUCACGAAUGUCUUGAGUUAUGCGAAUUGGAUUAAUCACACCAUUGUUACGAAUAAGAGUUUUUAAUAAGAAAUAUGGCAUACAAACAAAUAAUAUA